AUGUCAUCGACGUCACUCGUCAGAUCGCCCCACCUGCAAAGGUUACACGAGCAUGGCGAACAAUGGAUGGGCUUCUUAAAAUUCUCACGUGAUGACGACGACAUCCCUCUACUGCUUUUACGCAUGGUGGGCAUUACACUGCACACUGCGUGUCUGUUAAAGGAAAGUCCAAUUAAUGGAGGAGCAGUCAAAAUAUCACAAAAAUUGACUCCGGUGCGGAUGAGAGUCUAUGCACUUGCAACAGCGCUAGUGACAAGUGUUAUUCCCGCAGCGGCAGAAACGAGCAUAGAAACAGAACCACUACCCUUCUCACCAUCGUCACCAGCCCUACCCAACCUCAGUGCAUUUUUCCGAGAGCCAGAGGAGCCAACUAGUGAAUGGCUCGAGGCAGUCGCCUACCGACGCCCAGUUCCUGUUCACCCCGAAGUUCCCUAUUACAAAGAAGUGCUUCUCCGGUGCGAAGCACGCGAGCGACAGCGGCAGCAGGAAGAACAAGAGUACCUUUUGGAGGACGCGGAUCGACGACGCCGCUUUGAGGAGCAUCUACAGCAACUUGAGAAGCAGCAACAGCAACAGCAACAGCAACUCGAACAACAGCAGCUGCAGCAGCAACAACAACAACAACUCGAGCAACAGAUGCUGGUCGACUCCGAUUACAUGGAGUGGGAGCAAUCCUUUGCUUGGUAA
Zychaea mexicana is the source of this 687-nucleotide messenger RNA. RefSeq lists its product as uncharacterized. The coding region runs from base 1 to 687 and encodes 228 amino acids. NCBI's taxonomy places the organism in Eukaryota, Fungi, Mucoromycota, Mucoromycetes, Mucorales, Lichtheimiaceae. The record is from RefSeq and is a predicted model, not a curated record. The transcript is spliced from 2 exons.